Molecule: messenger RNA, 5514 nt
Organism: Stylonychia lemnae
Lineage: Eukaryota; Ciliophora; Spirotrichea; Sporadotrichida; Oxytrichidae
Source: the annotation of a GenBank genome assembly
AUGGAUCAACCUUAGUAAAACAAGGAAUCCCUUGAUGUUAGGUAGAUGGGCCAGAGAGAGUAGUUAGAACCACCCAUUGAUGAAUCCAACCCUGCUCACUCAGAGCCAGACUAAUUUGAAUUAUAUGUGGUGAAAGGAUUUGACUUAGACCCUAGCCUAGCCAAUGAAAAUCAACUGAAAUUAUGGGAAUUAAUGUAUGGAAUAGGCCUAGCUGGGAACAUCUUCGUGGUGUUUGUCAAAGAAAUGAAUGACCCACCUGAACUACAAAAGAAAAUCAAAUUAUUGAGUUUGAUACUCAAUGGUAGCUGGUUCAGGUUGAAUCAAAUCUGCUAGUUCUUGAAGGAGAACGAAAAGUUGAAGAAUGAGGACAUCCUGAAGAACACCAUUUCCAAGAUCAUCGUAUCUCUCAACAAUCCAUUGGACCUCCUGGAUUCUUUCCCUAAAGGCUUAAUGAAUCAAUUAUACAAGCACGAUACCUACUUCUACAAUUUCUAGAUCUCGAACCUUCAGUAGUGCCAGGGUAACCUACUGUAGUUGAUGGAGACAUCUCAUGUGCCCUAUGUCAAGAGAGUAAUUGAAUAUAAUAGAGAAUGUAUUUAUUUGGAGAAUGGCCCUUACCUAAGCUUCAUAAACUACAGGCCUGCUGGCGACUCUAAUAAGAACAACGAUCCUAGUGGAUUGUAAAUUUAGUUUUCGCAAAAUCAAGUAGAUAAGGAUGUGGAAACCAUUAAGACCUUGACCCCUAGUUAGUUAAAUCUUAUGAGUAAAUUUAGUUUCUUAAAGAAACCAACCCAUAUAGAACUGCAAGCAGUCUAAAGUAACUCUGCAAUAACCAAUGUCACCUUGGCUAAUGAUGAGCAAGACAAAAAAUUCGAGUCUAAUGACUAGCAAGAUAAUCUUGAUCUUCAAUCACCAGGUUCUAUAUCCAGCUAGACCUUAUCCUAGGGCAAAAACAAUCUUUUCAAAAAGUAAGAUGAUUGCAUAAUUAAGGUUAGUGCUGGUCUUGGGCCUUAAAUGUAUGGUAAUGCUCCUCAAAGUGAAGAGGAGUAGAAGCACAUUGGUGGACAAGGUGGUCUGAAAGGCAAUCAUGGCGAGAAGACAAUUGAAAAUUCACAACAUAAGAUUUUAUAUUUCCUAGAUGUACCUUCAACUUAAACCAAAUACCUGGGUCCUGCUGUUAAUGUUCUCCAACAAGAUAUAUUCCCCCUGGGCAAGUCUAAUGAGAAAGAUAUUGCAAUCAAUUCAAAGGCCUAAAAUGAGGAGGUAGUACUACCUCUGUAGAAUCAGAAUGAUCUCAAACUACCAGGCUUGCAGAAUCAAUAGGAUGAGGUGGAUGUGGAAGAUAUUGAAUAAGCAAUGGUGGAUGUAAUUGAGCCUAACCAUAUACAGAACUUGGAUUCAGCUAGUGAAGAUGAAUUCGAUGCAGGGUAAGCAAAUCAACUGAGCAAGCUUGAUCAAGACAACUUGCUUGAGGAAUCAAAGAAUGUGGUGGUUGAAGAAGAGAUACAGAAGUUGCCUAAUUGUGAAGAUGGGUAGGCCUUGGGUGAAAACUUUGAACAAGACCAUCUCCUUGAGUAAUAUGCCUCCAACAGAAGUCAAUCGCAAAAGAAGAGUGAAGAGCAACCUCACUUGAUCUAAUAACAGCAAAACUAGGAGAAGGAGGUAGUUCAUCAAGAACUAAUCUCUAAUGCUGUUCAAGAUUAACAACAACCACAGCCUAACCUCAGGCUUGAACCUGAGGCUUUCAAUUAAAUCAGUGAUGAAUAACCUCGUAUGCAAGAUAAAGAAGUCCAGGUCUAGGAAUUACCAUAUGAAAUAAAUGAGCCCAAUGUAGUUCAUGCUAGCUAGAUGGAAUAACAGAAACUCGAAUUAGCAUAGAUGGCGAAUAACGAUAUGGGAUAGCUGGUACAAUUAGACAAGCAGAUCAAGAAACAAGUAAAGAUCUCUUCACUUCAAGAACUACCUUAACCAGAUGAAAAUUAUCAAGCUGAUCUUGACUAAGGUCAAGUCCAACCAUCUUUGAAGAAAUAACCAGCUAGACCCAGCAUGCUUUCUAAUUUAAAUAAAACUAAGGAAGUGAAACUGAAUACCCUGGCUAGUCUCUCAUUGGUGGGUGAUGCUGUAAAGGACAUUACUCAUCCUAGUAAAAGUUGCGAUGGAUUCAGGUCAUAAAAGAUGUUUUACUAAUUCAACCAAGUCUAAUUAAUUGUGGUGAAGAAGUUAAAGCGAAUCAAUGUAUACCUGGAAAAUGCAACGAAGAAGGACAAGCAUAAUCUACACGAAUACCUAAAAUUCCUGUAAGAAAAAAUCAAGGAAGUGGUUGAUCAAUAGAUCCAUGUCAUUCUGCAUCAAGAAAUGGAUGUGAACCUAAGGUUCUUCUAAAUGAUGAAUCGACACUUCUAAUACAAGGCCAAAGGUAGUUCUGCGAAAGUUAAACAAUAAAAAACAAAUAAAUAAAUAUACGAACUGUAGUGGUUCGAAGCCAACGAAGGAGAAGUACAAGAAAAAGGUCCUCUAAAAAUGACAUCUUAGUCCAUCUACAAUGAAGAAGACUUUGCAAAGCUGCUCAAUGAUGGUAAGAAGAUCUUCAAUAGGCAAGAGCUUAAGCUCGACUAUGUCUCUGCAUUUAAACAAAACUACAUCACCUAGAGUAGGGUGAUCCAGAGGAAUUUCAGCGAUAGACACUACAUCAAAUACAAUCUCAUCACCCAGAGGGUGCAGACUCUGACCAAAGUUGAAUAGCAUAUACUAGAUCAACUAAUCUCAACUAACAUUGACAUUCUUAAGGAAGGUAAAGAUUAUCCUAGCAAAAGUAGAACUGGGUCCCCCUACUUCUUCUAAGGCAACUAUCGAAUGAUGUACUUCCCACAUAAGUACAUUGAAAGAAAACAUUUAGCUGAAAAAAUAAUGAGGACUGACCUGGUCUUCGAUUUCAUCACUCAUCAAAAGAAGACCUACAAGUCUUUCAACCAUACCGUCAUCUUCAAGCAAUUGACUCGCUUCAACUAUAACAGCUACUACAACUACCUGGAUGAACUCAUGAACUGUGCCAACAUCCUCAUGGAUGGGAUCAUCUACAAUGAUCGAAAAUGUUUCGAGGUCCUGCUGGCUUGUCUUUAUCCUUAAAUCAAGAGCUUGCUAUGUCACGAGGAAGCUCUAUCGCCAGACUACUUCCCCUUCGUCGAGGUUAUGAACAGCAUUGUCUUCAAUAGACAUCUCAAGAACUACGAGUUCAAAUGCUUUUACAACUCUACUCCAGACCCCCAUCACCUAACAGGUGAACUAUUGCCAGAUAUGAAAACCAUCAUUGAUCAAAAUAAAGAUUGCUUCAAGCCCAUCCUCACUAGAGGUUCUGUGAUAGUGGAGUUCUCUUAUUUUUUGGCUGGAUGUGGUACAUCUAAGGUACACUUCGUGGUUCUAAGAGUCAAUGACUAAGGGAAGAUCUAUAUGCAGUCAAGCAAGAGCUUGAGUAAGAGAGUGCCCCAGCUAUAUGGAAGUGGAACUGCUAGCUUCAAAAGCAAGUUCCUGGUGGAUGACUUGUUCUUUGAUAAAACUCAGGCCAACAGGUACAGGUUCGAUGUCUAUCGAGUGAGGUUCUAUUCUUGUACAAGACUCAAAGAGUAACCUCUAUCCAGCUAUAAUGAAAAGCCUAUCGACUACCACUUUAAAAUCAGGAACAACCUGGUGCUGUUCUUUUCAAACCUCCUAGAACUAGACAACCUGAUUUGUGAUCUCAGCAAAGGUCUUGGGAAGUUCCUCAAUGUGGUGGGAUUUUUGCAACCUCGCUACACCUUCCAUAACGGAGCAUAGUCUGAGUCUGAUGAUCAUGAUGAGGCAAUACAGGAGGAGGCCAAGGCUCCUUAACCUAAUAAGAAUGAGAACCACCUGCUGGAGAAUGAAUUCAUUAAUGAUACUCUAAACGAUUUCACUUGCCAAAAGGCUCUAGCUCAAUUAGGUAAGAUUAUUUUAAUGCUUACCCUGGUACCUACAGAUCAUUUUAAAUCGAUAAUGCCCUACCUGGAGGAUGCUAAUCAUAUCUAGUAUCUCGACUUCGUACUAGCUUAUGCCAAACUAACCUACCAAAAGAAUGACUUCAAGGAAAAUAUCUAAGCAACUAACUUCAUCCAGGACAUUCUAGAUAUCUGGGAUGAAGAGUUGAAGUCUCAGACCUUCGUCUGUCAACAAACAAAGCAAAGGCUAGCAGUAAUUAAAGCAAGCAUUACCUUUGAUCAUAUAAGUCAAGAUGACUCUCAAAACCUACUACCACUAGACAUAUGCUACUGGAUCAAGAGGGACCUCUAUCACGAUAAACACACUAUCGAAGUCGAUGAACAUGAUGCUCCCAAACUAAGGUAAAUUGGCAAUUCAAUAAUGGGGCAUCUUCGAAAUCAAUGCGACAUGACCCAGGAUACUCUGAUUAAGUCCUUGAAAUAAAACUUUGCCAACAGUUAAUCUAAAAAAUUCUAAAAACUAGCCUUCCUAGCAGGGUACAUCCAUCCAGAAGACAUUUCCAAAGAAUAGAGUUCCUGGUUCGGCUUUGGUACAUGUGAAGGGGUUUCACCAGAAUUAUAAGAUUUAAGUAAGCUGGAAAAUAAAACAAACUGCUCAACAAGAGCACCAAGCAUGGCCUCCUAGAGGACUAGCUCGAUUAAUAAUAUACAGGGUGGUGGUGAGAACAUUAUUGCAAAUCCCAUAAAUGUGCAGGAUGGUGAUGAGAUCAUUAUUGAAAAUCCCAUAGAUUUACGGGAUUGCUUUAUCACCACCUUCGAUGCCAUGUUCUACCCCAAGGUAGAGCAGUGCUAUGAUAGUUCAGACUAGGAUUAGGAGAAGGUAAUGAGAGGACAAAAGAAAUCAAAAAAGAGGGGUAGGGGCAUGUAGGUCAAAAAUUAUAGCAGUAAUCCUAACCCAAGAAAAGCCUAACGCAAUCCAUCCUAGACUGUUACUCGAAAUCAAGGAUAGAGAUCUCUCUCACCACCUCAAUUGAAAGGUGAAAUGCUCUCUCGAGCUAUUGUAUAGAAGCCCUAGAUCUAAUCAAGCAAAUUGGGAAGUAAGCGUAGUAAUGAACAGAGGUAGGUUGACUUCGAUGACAAUGACGAGGUCCUAGGAGAAUCAACAAUAAAGAUAAAACCAUAGCCAUUAAAGAAGAGGGUCCAGAUGGACCAAGAAGAGCAAAAGAGAUUAUUGAAAAAUGAUGAAGUUGAAAUUCGGUCUAAGCAGAAGACCUAGAUUGGGCGAUAGCUUUCAUCAGAUUCAAAACCCCAUAAAAGACAGAGGACCAGGGAGGACCUUGGGCCAGUGCCAGUGUCAGCUAAGAAUAUGAUAGGUUAUGAUAGAAUUAAACAAUCUAGUAACCGUUCUAUAUCGCCUAUUGCAGAUAGAUCCGGCUAGGUGGCUCAGAAGCAAAACAAAAACUUAAUUGAUGUGGACCUACCAGAAGACGAGUCUAUGUCUUACGAGUCACCAAGUGACAAGCGAGAGAAGGGUGAUGUGGAUGAAGAUAUCGAGAUUGACUGA